AUGAUUACAAUUGAUGAUUUUAAAGAAAUUAAAAAUAAAUUUGAAAUUAAUCAAUUAGUUUAUAAUAGAAUUGAAGUUAAUUUUGAAAAUUAUUGUGGUUUAAAUGAUGAUUAUACUAUGUUCAAAAUAAGUGAAUAUGUAUCAAAUGAAAAUUCAGAAACCAUAUCAAAUUUAUUUAAAAUAUUAGAAUUAAAUUCUGAUUUUUGGUUGAAUGAUGGUUAUAUUCCAAAUUUUGAAGAUGAAGGUAAUAAGAAAUGCACUGAAAUAUAUUUUAAUAAUUUAUUAAUUGGUGGUUAUAAUAAAAAUGUAGGUAAAGAUGGAGAAACAGUAAAGGUAUUCAAAAUUUUCAAAGGUAAAAAUUUAAUUUAUGAUGGACCUAGUGCAAUUUUUGAUUUUUUAACAAGUGUCAACUAUUCAGCUUAUUUGACCCAGAUCGAUUAA
This is a messenger RNA of Dictyostelium discoideum AX4, 441 nucleotides long. RefSeq lists its product as hypothetical. The record is from RefSeq and is a predicted model, not a curated record. The transcript has a single exon. NCBI's taxonomy places the organism in Eukaryota, Evosea, Eumycetozoa, Dictyosteliales, Dictyosteliaceae. Bases 1 to 441 code for a protein of 146 amino acids.